Chrysoperla carnea is the source of this 2041-nucleotide messenger RNA. Its product is annotated as glucose dehydrogenase [FAD, quinone]-like. Bases 151 to 1968 code for a protein of 605 amino acids. The transcript has 2 exons. Gene Ontology annotation, molecular function: ecdysone oxidase activity; flavin adenine dinucleotide binding. The record is from RefSeq and is a predicted model, not a curated record. NCBI's taxonomy places the organism in Eukaryota, Metazoa, Arthropoda, Insecta, Neuroptera, Chrysopidae.
AAGAAAACUAAGUUUUAAGUAAAAUCAAUUUCUAUUUAAUUGUGAGUGGUUUAAAUAUAUAAAGUUUUGUGUAAAAAUAUUCCAGAUAAAAGUUAUAGAUAAAAUUUGAAAACCAUUGAAGCCUGAAAUGAAGUGAAUGGUUCCAUCAUAAUGGAUUGCUUAUUAAGUAGCACAAACUCUUGUAGUUCUGGAUUAACUGAUUUGGGUGGUUUAUUAUUAUUCCAAUUAUUUAAUAGUUUGUUACAAUCAAAAUAUGUAGUUACACCCGAUUAUCCACCAGAUCAUGCUAACGAUCACCUUAGCACAUACGAUUUUAUUGUAGUUGGAGCUGGAUCAGGCGGUGCAGCUUUAGCCGCUGAUUUAGCAACACACACAAAUUGGAAGAUUUUAUUAAUUGAUGCUGGUGAUAAUCCACAUUUAUCUUCGGAAAUUCCAUUUUUAUUUUAUUCACGAAUGAAUUCCUCACAAGAUUUUUACUACUACAUUGAACCCCAAGAGAAUGCUUGUCGAGCUUUUAAUAAUCGCCAAUGCGUAUGGCCUCGAGGUAGAGUUUUGGGUGGAUGUUCAGCUAUGAAUGCUAUGCUUUAUAAUCAAGGUAAUCCACUUGAUUACGAUAAUUGGGAAGCAUUGGGUAAUGAAGGGUGGAGUUGGAAAGGAGUUCAAAAAUAUUUUGACCGUCAAAUGGAAGAAAUUGUGAAGCCGAGUAAUUUUGACCGAAAUGAAAAGGAUGUUUUAACGGAAGUAGUAGAUCUAUUUUUAAAUGCUGGCAAAGAAUUGGGAUUUAAUGUAUUGACGGACAAAGAAAAGAUAUCUCGAGGAUAUGUUGGUUUUUAUAGAGUUUUGGGUACUGUAGAAAAUGGUCAACGUAAAAGUUCUGCCAAAGCAUUCUUAGUUCCCAUUUCUAAGAAAGAAAAUUUACAUGUUAUUAAAAAUGGAUUUGUUACUAAAGUUCUAAUUGACGAAGCGACAAAAGUGACAAAAGGUGUGGAAGUGUUUUUGAAUAAUAAACUUGUCGAAAUUUAUGUAAAUAAAGAAGUGAUUUUAAGUGCUGGGUCAAUAAAUACACCACAGAUAUUAAUGUUGUCUGGUAUUGGACCUGCUGAACAUUUAACCGAUUUAGGAGUCAAAGUUAUUCAAGAUUUACCAGUUGGUUUGAAUUUACAAGAUCAUUCAAAUGUAAUGCUUGCGACCACAAUUUUCGAGGAUAGUUCGGAGAAUUUUACAAAUUUAGUUGAUGAUAAUCAGUUGUAUACAUACUUUUCUCAAGGUCAUGGUAUUUUGUCUCGAAUUGGAGUAUCAAAUCUGUUAACUUACAUGAAUCCAAAAGAUUCAAACUCGGAAGUUGGAGAAAUAUCGCACAACUAUUUAUUAUACCCCAAAAAUGAUAACGUUUUCUUGAAACAUGUUCUAACUGUGCAUAAUUUUAAACCGAAUGUGAUUGCAAAAAUUAUGGAGGCAAAUAAAAAAGCCCCAGUUUUAAUGAUAUACAAUGUUAUAUUACGUCCAAAAUCAAAAGGGAUACUAACAUUACGAUCAAAGGAUCCAUUUGAUCAUCCAAAAAUUGAACCAAAAAUAAAUUCUAUUCAUGAAGACUUGGAAACCUUUCUAGGAGGUAUUCGACAUUUACAAAAAUUAUUCCAAACUGAUGUACUGAAACCACAUAAUCCAAAAUUUGUUAAUUUUGAUUUAGAAGAAUGUAAAAAUUUCGCUUACGAUUCAGAUGAAUAUUGGUUUUGUAUAAUUAAACAAUUUACUGCUACUUUAUAUCAUCCUGUGGGUACAGCUAGUAUGGGAAACGAUUUAAAGGAAAGUGUGGUAAAUCCUCGAUUGAAAGUUCAUGGUAUACAAGGAUUACGUGUUGCGGAUUGUAGUAUAAUGCCAAAAAUUGUUGGUGGAAACACAAAUUCACCAUGUAUGAUGAUUGGUUCGAAGGCGGCCGAUUUGAUUAUUGAGGACUUGGCUAAAUAAUUGCCAGUAUUUUAAUUUAGAGUGUUUUUGUAAACUACUUUUUUGGCUUUUAAAAAUAAUAAUUCAUUCUGCU